CGCGUCAUUGACAUGCGACGCGUCAUCGCCGUGCGCCACGGGUGGGGAGGAGCCGGUCCGGGCACCGGGCGGGCCCGCGGGGCCGGUCCGGGUCAUGGCGGGUGAGGCGGCGGCCGGCGGCGCGGAUCCAGGAGCCCGCGCGUGGCAGCCCCAGUGGGUGCCCCCAUGAACCAGCGUCGCGGCCGGGGCUGCCGGGACACCGCGGGGCGCCAUGAGAGCGGGCCACGAGCGGAGCCAGGAGUGUCUCCCGCCCAAGAAGCGGGAACUUGCCGCCGCCAACACUGGCACCGAGGCGGGACGGGCGGGGGGAGCCCAGGGCUCGGGCGAGGGCCCCGAGUGGGCUCGCACGGCUCGGCCGGCUCCCGCCACACCGCGCUACGGUCCUGGCGAGGCCCCCGAGGCGGCGGCGGGGCUGACGGUGGACCAAUACGGGAUGCUCUACAAAGUGGCAGCACCGCCUGCCACCUUCUCCCCCACGGGCCUGCACCCCGUGGUGAACGUGAGCCCCCUGCCCCCAGCCUUCAACGUGACCUCGCCCAUCAUCCAGCACCCAGCAGUGCCCUUCCCCUCCAUCCACUAUGCACAGAUCCCUUCGGCUUCCCUGCAACUCAUCGGUUCCCACUACACAGUGCCCUAUGCCGUCCCUCCUGCCUUCAUGCCUAGCCCUCUCCUGUCUCCUUCCACCAACCUCACUGCCCCCCAUGUCCCCCACUUUGUUCCAUAUGCCUCCCUGUUCACGGAAGAAGCUGCUCCUUCCCCCCAGACUACCUCUCCCACCCACAGCUUCAACAAAUCCACCUCUGCAGCCUCUCCUGGGCAGAUGCAGCACCACACUGCGCCCCAACCAGUGGACAUGGCACCGGGGAGAAUUCCUGUUUAUUAUCAGAUGUCUCGCCUCCCACCAGGCUAUUCAGCCUAUGAGGCACCUGUAGCAGGUGGGAACCCAGCGUCUCCUCAGCAAGACAGUCAGCUGAGCUCAGAGGUGGCUGCGGCCAAUGGUGGGCAGAGGCCCCUGGAGCAAAGUGUGGCCAGGAGGCCCAGCGAGGCCGUGGACUCUGCCAGCAGUGCAGUUGAGGACUGUCUGCCCCCAGGGGCUGCGGCAGGAUCUAUGAAUGAUGGACAGUUCCUUCCAGGUUACCAGAUGCUGGGAAGAGAGAUCUCUGUGCCUACUCACAGGAGCACCCCAGACGCUGAUCUGGAGGUUCAGAGGGUGGUGGGGGUGUUGGCAUCUCAGGAUUAUCAUGUUCUGGCAGCCCAGAGGAAAGAGGACCCAAGCCCUUUAAACCUUUGCCAUAAUACCCCUGAUGGGCAGGGAGACAUGCUGAGGAGCACCACAGAUAGGGCUGCAGCUGGGAACAGCCAGUCCCGGAGCCCAUGUGGAACGUCCCCCGAAGAGACUGUUAGACAGAGACAGUUAGCCAAAGGAAUGGUGAUAGCCAAUGGCAAGCCAGUACUUGUUCCUGUUGGAUCUGAGCCUGUCAGGUCUUCCACUUCAGAAGCCCUGCUGAGGGAGAGCCCAGAUGCCCAGGCUCGAGGAUAUGUGCUUGAAAAGGAGCUGGCCCACUUGCAGCCACCCAGCUCCUCACAACUGCCCUCUCACUUCAUGAAAGGAGCCAUCAUCCAGCUGGCGACAGGAGAGCUGAAGCGGGUGGAGGACCUGCAGACUCAAGACUUUGUUCGCAGUGCGGAGGUGAGUGGAGGCCUGAAGAUCGACUCCAGCACUGUGGUGGAUAUUCAGGAAAGCCAGUGGCCUGGGCUUGUCACACUGCAUUUUGUGGUUGGGGAGCAACAAAGUAAAGUGAGCAUUGAUGUGCCCCCGGAGCAUCCCUUCUUUGUGUAUGGCCAGGGCUGGUCCUCCUGCAGCCCCGGGAGGACUGCUCAGCUCUUUGCUUUGCCCUGUCACAGGCUGCAAGUGGGGGAUGUCUGCAUAUCAAUCAGUUUACAGAGCAUGAAUGGCAACUCUGCUUCUCAGGCCAACUCCCCUCUCACAGAUCAGCUGGUAUCUGCUAGGGAGAGAAUGGAACGAACAGCUCAGGGGCCCAGAGAGCCAUCUGACAGAGCUGUUGAAAGGAAGAGCCACACAGAUAGAACCAGCACGGCCCAGAGCUCCCGUGCAGAAUCUUCUCAGCCAGAGGCUGGCAGUCUGUACAGUUUGGCCCCAGGCUUCCAAAGAUACAGCAUGCAGGCAGAGGAGCCUCGGCCCUCUCUGCUCCGUCCCUCUUUCAUUCCCCAGGAGGUCAAGCUGUCUAUUGAAGGGCGUUCAAAUGCAGGGAAAUGAUCCCUUAGAGGUGUGAACUAGGGCAGCCACAGCAGGUGAGCCUCACCAUCAGGUGGAGGAAUUGCACAGACUGUCAGAGGCUCGCCAACAAAGGCUGCUCUUUGCCUUGCAGGAAUGGCUCCAUUCCAGUUCCAUGGCUGACCAGUUCCUCUUGGGGAGUCAGGAGGCCUCCAGUGCCUCAGGGAGCAGCGACAGGCUAGCUGGGGUGGGAAGCAGGGAUGUGGUCAUGAGUGUGUGAUGAGAGCAUUCCAGAGGCUGCUGGAGGCUGGGGCUUUCUCCCACCUCCUGGGAUAACUGACUCCCUGCGGGGCAGGGGCCGAGCAUUCGGGGCAGGUAGGGAGAUGAGGAGGGCAGACUUGGCUUAAGGUAGCAGAUAAAAUUGCUGAAGAUUUUAUUUCUCCUUUCUCAUGAUGGGGAGAUAUGAGUCCCCACUGGAGUUUGGGGGGCUCUACUCCCAGCAUCCCCUUUCUUCACACAUGCACUUUAAAAGGACCGUUCACCAAUGGAGCUCUCAAGGGCAGGAUGGAGGUGCUUCUCUGGUGGUUCUGAUUAAUGUCUCUUCCACUGAAUACAACUACUCUUUCUUCUUGCAAAGAAUGUACAGAUUUGAAUGAAUCACAGAAAUUCAAGAGGAAGGACCAAAAGGAUGGGCUUGGGUGCAGGUGAAUAGGGAACUUGAGCACUUGAGAUGGGACACAAGUUGGGAUGGGAGACGUUGUUUCCUCCUAUAAACUCUACUUAGUUGUUCUGCCACCAAAUCACAUCUUUCUUCCCAUGUUACUAACUUUCAAAAAAAACCCUCCUGGGCUUAUAGCUUUUGCAGAGACUUAACCUAGGGAUUAAUGGGGUUGGAUUUUUUUGUUUGGUUGAAUUUUGGUUUUGGAUAUUUUAUUGGUUUGGUUUUUUUGGGUUUUUUGGGUUUUUUUUUUGUUUUUUUUUUUUUUUUUUUUUUUUUUUUUUUUUUUUUUUUUUUUUUUUUUUUUUUGUUUUGUUUUGUUUUGUUUUGUUUUGAUCUGGAGCAAAAUACAUUCAGCAUUCUCUAGAGAAGGGUGAAAACAUUCUUCUGUGAGAAGACCAAUGCUAUUUUGUAAUUAAGUGAGAAAAAAUGUUUCAGAUGGCUAAUUCUUCCCUGCAGGCAGUUUCCUGGAUAAGCUCUAGACAAGAGACAAGUGUUUGUACAUAUGCAGGCAAGGUACAAAGUUUGUGCUAAGUACAAUUCUAUGACUAAUGUACGGACUCUAAAAAUAUCAAAGUGUCACAGGGCAUUUUGGGGUCAUUUUGUGUUAGUUUUUCUGAUGCUUCACUUCACAGUUCCUCUGUAGAACAAUGUGGUCAAAUCAAGAGUAGUCUUUUUCAUGGCGAGAUUUAAUACACUUGUGUAUGAACAGCUGAUUGUGGUGGUAACACUCUAUUGAGUGAAGUCUCCUGUAGUUACACUAAUCUGCCCUCUCUGAUGGUGUGUUAUGACACCAUGGCGCAGCUAGGAUAAAUAGUCACUGUUCUGGUGAGAAAACAGUUUUCACUGACUUAACCUGGAUUGAGUAUUCCUUGUGUUCAGGUGCCCAUCUCUGUGCUAGGACCAGGCUUUGGAGGGGGCUUUCUUAGUGUGCAGAGUCCUAAUGUUCAGUAUGCUGUUCCUAUCUCCCUGCUCUCAUCUGCCUGAAAUUUGUCUAGUGUGCCUGACUCUUGGGGUGCCACUCCUCUCUGUCACAGAAUGGUGUGUGUCAGCACCUCUCCUUGCAGUGGUGCUGUCUCAGGGCUGUUCUGCACUCCCCAGGAGUGUGUCCUGUAACUGGUUGGCUUCUGCUGACUGGGCAAUGAAUGCACGCUCUGCCUGUGUAUUAGGCAAGUUAGUCUCCAGAAUGUCCCUUCCAUCCUGGCCUCAGUCCUGUUUUCUUAGCACAUUGCUAGCCGUUUCUGUUGCCUUUAAAAUGCCUGCACCAGGACAGGCCUUAGAUGAGAUAUGUGCUAAUCAUGCCCUCAGUGUUUGUGCCUCACAGGGUUCUCCAGAAUGAGGAUGCUGCCUGUAUCAUGUGUAGCUGCUCCCAAAUGACACACUACUUCUGGUUUCAUCAGCUGCAUUUGCAAUGUGUGAAGUCACAGUGAUGCUGUUGUGUGAAGAUUCUGCCUCCUCAGGCGCAGCAGCUGUAGGAACAGAAGCUGUUUUCACAACCCUGUUUGUCAGUGAAGUGUCUUCCUGGGCCCCAUCACCACCUGGGGGUGUCACUGCUCCUACUGACUGGACUCUCCUAUGUAAAACUCUCCAUUAAUGUUGGUAAUUAGUACUUAAUGCUCAGGAUAUCUGAGGUGUCUGUGGCCAAAGGCAGGAGGCAGAGAAGCCUGGGUUCUCAUGCCUGUUCUAUGCACGGUGCAUGCAGAGGAAUUCAGGGCUGUGACAGGCACUUGAGAAAGGGAUCUAGCAUACAUAUGGCAUGUGAAUGUAGAAGGGCUGGUUACACCAUAGAGGCAGUGUCUGAGCAACUGAUGGUGCAGAGCCCCUUGAGUGUCUUUGAACCCCGAAGUCUGUCUUAGAGUGAGGGUUUGGAGAGCUUGCCUUAACACCAUGUGUGUUACUGUAACUCCUCGAUCUCAGCUGCACUGUGCAGUGGUCUGAAUGGGCAGUACUGACAAAUGAGGCAAGGUGCUGUGUGACUUAAAUAGCUUUGUACUGUAGGCAGGUGAAGGGCUGUGAAGGUGCUUGCCCUGUUGUUUACCUGGCUGCUGACCUGGACUUUGGCUUGCUGCACCUCUGUUGGGUGCAGUCCUGAGCUCUGUGGAACAGGCCAUGGUGAACUGGACCUUGGUGCUUUUAUCCAGACUCCUGUCAGUCCCGCUGCUGUGUGUGUUUCAGCUGCCAGCUCUUCCCUGGAAGCAGUGGUUUGAAGCACACAGCUCAUGACAGGGGCCUGAGAUGAAGAAUCUGUGUCUGGCUGUUUGCCCCAAAGGGUGAGCAGGAGGGGGCCACUGGCAACUCUCCAGCCCAGCUCAGCAGUACUGGUAUCACAGGAACCUGUCCUUACUGGACAGGGCUGUAUGACUUAGCACCAUAGUGGUGGUUGUGCUGAGCACUGAGGCUCUCCUGGGACAGGGAGUGCGUGGGACAGAGAGUGUGUGAGACAGGCUCUGCUGCAGUGAGAAAGGCUGUGAAUGAGCCCAUGGAGAAGGCUUUUUUUUCCUCGGGUUUACAGGGAAAGGAGGAGAUAAAGCCAGGAAGACAUUGCAGAGUGGGAUGGUUACCUGGGCUUUUCUGCUGGCAGAGAUGUGACAGACUUCUCAGAGAAAUAUACUACGUUCCUGCUGCUAUUGUCUAGGGUAGCAGAGCUGUGGUCUGUCCUGCCUGGAGGAGGCCCUAAUCUUAUCCAGCUCACACUCUGUAGCAGGAGUCUGUGGGAUGCAAUAAUGGGUGUCUGUAGCCAUCCGUCCCGUCCCAUGGAACAUGCCUCGGGUUAGCUGCACAGCAGAGCAAAGCCCGUCUCUGGGCUGUGCAUUCACGGCAAUGAGCGCUCAUCACUACCAGACUAUGCAGAGGAAGCUCUGUCUGGAAGGGAAGGAAGCUGCAGAGGCCACUCUGCCUUCCCCUUCCAGCUCCUGAGCAGCUUUUUAUAUUGCACUUUUCACAUUGUGUCCCUGUCCCCACCCCAGACUUCAAGUCACUUUGUCCCAUAGAGAACUAACAAUCCUUGUUACUCAGAAAAUAUUGUAAAAUAAUCUACAGCAGCUGGAGUAGCCCAAAUGCUAGUUCCUGCCCGCAGCAGCACACGUGCCUUCCCCAGUGUCGCUCACAACUGCUCCCUGUCUUUCAAGCUGUGCUAGAGCCUGACAUUUGUCAGAAGCUGCUAAGACAGCUACAAAUACACAUCCUGUACAGUUUGGCCCAGGGUGUUCCACAUAUAGUUUAAAAUGCUGAUGGUCCAGGCCCUUCCAUGGCCUUCACACGGUCAAGGACAGAAUUGCCCCAUAGGUCCUGGGCUGCUGCCGCCCACCCUGCCGCCCCUGGCACACUCAAGUUGUUUUUGGCUUUCAUGGCACCUUAGCGCCGGGGAGGGUGUCCUCAGAGAGAGAGAGAGAGAGACGGGGAGCUGGCUGGGCUGCCCUGAGGCAGAGAGAUGUUUGUAGAUAAGUGCUGACCCCUCACUAUAACCCCCAGUAUAUGGCUGUAUUAACAUGUAACCGAUGCAGUGUAUCUAAAGCCUUAGAACUAGUCAGGUGCUCCCCUCCAACUUUGUCCCUGCCCCUUUCCUCCUACCUGAUCUUUAACAAAGCAUUAAUAAUUCUAAGGAUAAUCUCUAUUUUGUUGUGCUUAUUUUGUAACUGUUUUAAAUAAAUCAAUUUGUACUGUAUAUUUGUACUUUGGUGAGAUCCUUUUUCCUGUUUUACCAUUUUAAGUCUGUACUUGCCUACAAACAAAUUGUAUUUUUAUUGUUAAUGCUUUUAUGAAUAUUGCAUUUAACUUGUUGACUCUGUAAACACAGUAUAUAUCUAUAUACAUAUAUAUAUAUAUAUAUCUAUAUAUAAACCAAUAGCUUUUCCUUUGGUGUUUGAGACUUUUUGCUUGUCUGCAGUAUCAGUGGUCAUUAGCAUGUGACUUCUCUGGAAGUGAUCUGGAGACAAGGGCAAGAUACAGGGUGACAGAUGGAUUAUAAGUCAUAAUUCUGUGUUUUCAGCUACUUUUGUGUUAUGUGGUCUCUCCUGAACCCCUUGGAAUAAAGAUAAGGUGUCAGAACACUACAGGGAAAAUUCCAGCUGCAGGUUGGAGAGUAAAGGUACACCUCUGCUGGGCAAGCAAAACACGAGGCAGAGCAAAAGCAGAUACUGCCAGAAGCAAACUGGGGGUUUGAGUAUCAAAACGAACACAAGUGAAGAUAAAAGUGAGAGAUCAGAGAACAAAAGAGGGUAUGAACAAAGGAACAUGGAACUGAACAGCUCCUUUACAGUGCCUUUUCCCAAAGAGAGAGAAGCAGGGAUGGCUCCUGGGUGUCAGCUCUACAUGAUGAAUGAACAUCAUGUUAAAACAGCUUCUGUACAGGGAGGAAACUAGAUGUUGCAGUGGCAGGAGAAGAAAACUUGCACUAAAAAGGUUCAAUGCUGUUUCCUAGCAGCAUCCGCAGGGCUGGCUGUGAGAGUGGUUCAUUAUUUGCCAGAAAAGUGCAACAUUAUGCAUUUUGAAGGUAACUAUUUUAACUAGGGCUUUAAACUGAAAAACAAUCAAAUGUUUUUCAAACUGAAAAGUGAGGAGGAAAUGAGUGUUUUAAGUAGUCUGAUCAAAAGGUUUUGCUUCUUGUUUUAACUUUAUUCUUCUGAUCUCAAGUAGCAGUCUUGUGGUCACCAUUUCUGACUUAAAGAGAAACAGCCAUCAGAGAGAAGACAGUACUUCCCAAGGUGUUUGAACCACUGUAUGACUCUAGACCUUAACUGGAAAUGCUAUGGAGGUAAUAGGGGCUUCCAGGCUACAAAACACAGAAGUGUGGCACAUGGCACACUGGCUUUUGGUGGGCUGAUGUCUCAAAACCACAAAGCUAACACCAUGCAUUUUCAGGUGCUCACUCUUAAAGAAGCCAAAUAAUGGAGGGUGUACCGCUUCUUUGCCCUGCCACAAGUCCUUCUGUGCCACUGCUUUGCCUUUUGCAGUUUAAAUAUGCCUAGAUAUCGUUUCCAUAGUUGCAUAGUUUUAAUAGCGAUUUCUAUUAGCAACGAGAGCCAUUUCCUGUAGGCACAGGCUACGAUGACAUUUUGCCUCCAGUACAUCUGUGUUGCUCUUGCACUGGGGACUCCAGCACUGGACACAGGUCUCCAGAUGUGGCCUCACCAGUGCUGAAUAAAGAGAAAAGCAAACCCAUAAAGUCCUAGAAACUGACCUACUCUGUUAUUUACCAUUCAAUCAACUCUUUCACUUGCAAACCUGAAAUGCUGUUUAAGUGAAAAUAACUUGUGAGUAAAGCAGCAAACCUGCUUGCUAUUUGUUUACCUUGGCCAGCCUUUCUUUCACUAUUUUUAUGGGGUAUCUUAAAACAGGACCUUAGGUUCCUUAGUUUUUCCAUGGAUGCCACUGCAACUAAGUAUGUAAUAACGAUGUUUUAAAAAAGGGUGUGCACAGGCAUUUCCAGAAGGGCAUCCUCCUUUGUUUCCUUUUUACGGGCACAAGCUGCAAAGGAUUUACUCCUGGAGGACUUUGUGGACUAUCUGUCUUCAGCUCUGUAAUUCAUGCUGCAGUGAACAAGAUCCUUUUCCUUUUUUAUUGAGGUGGAUUUCACCUACAGCAGAACUGCAGCAGCCU
Messenger RNA from Vidua chalybeata, 8552 nucleotides. It is a transcript of the gene ATXN1L, whose product is annotated as ataxin 1 like. The record is from RefSeq and is a predicted model, not a curated record. Bases 212 to 2278 code for a protein of 688 amino acids. Gene Ontology annotation, cellular component: nucleus. The transcript has 2 exons. Gene Ontology annotation, biological process: regulation of DNA-templated transcription; anatomical structure development. Lineage: Eukaryota; Metazoa; Chordata; Aves; Passeriformes; Viduidae. Gene Ontology annotation, molecular function: RNA binding; protein binding.